Porites evermanni is the source of this 1836-nucleotide messenger RNA. Lineage: Eukaryota; Metazoa; Cnidaria; Anthozoa; Scleractinia; Poritidae. The record is from the annotation of a GenBank genome assembly.
AUGGUUACUAUAUCUUCUGGCCUUUGCUUUCUUCCAAUCUUGUGGUCAUUUCUGUUGGUCGUCACGGUGAUAGUCUCUCGUUUAAUGGCCAAUAAUACAGAGUUUGAUGACUCUGUUCACUCGGCGAGCGCCUCUCAAUGGUUGCAUUCGAUUUUCAGUCAACUUCUAGAUUUGUUGGCCUUGGUAGGACUUCUUUCGAUCUUCAUUCGCUACUUACACUUGGAAGUGGUCACAAGAGGCCUUCCGCAAGAGACAAAUGCAAGCAUUGGACGUCUAAGACUGGCGUCACUGAUAUUUGGCAUGGGAACUAUGACUGGAAUAACGGCCAUUAGCAAUUUCCGUCAACCAGGGGAAAAAGUAAGUCUGAUCAAUUUCUGUUUCCAUAAUUUAGAAUGACUAUAAAAAUUUGAAGCCAUUGUAAGCAAUAGACUCUCCCACGUAUUUUUUUUACCAAGUUUUAAUGAGGAUCAAUCUGCAGAAAAUCCGUCGACACUUCUUAAAAGAGCGUCUUAAUACCAGUACACUUGCUAAGUUUGAAAAUGAUAGGUGUAAAGGGAGCGAGGUUAUAGCUCUCCGAAGUAGAUAAACUAAUAGACGUUUGUAUGAUGGAGGUCAUGUUGGUGCCCCCACCAUACAAUAUUAAUAUACUAUAUUUUGAGAUACAGUGGAGAAAGGCUAUAUUUUGCAAUGACAAAGCACGUAUGAAUUAAGUUACUGACGUGCGUACUCCGUAUUAGCUUGGGGAAAAAGUUAGAAUGAAUUUGUGGAAUGGCAAGCGACAUCACUUUUGGAAUGCUAUUUAAUGUUAUGCGGAACGCAAUAGAAACAGAAUGAUUCAAAAAUAAAUUCGACCAGGGUACUACUUUUAGAAACAUUGGGGGCGCUUCGCUAUUUAUUUCGUUGAUAUAUCAGUGCAUAGGCAUUCCACAUAUGCCAUUCCUCGAGCCAUCUGCAAACUCAUGGUCAUCUGGCCACCAACCGUGUCGCCGAUUUUAGCUUGGUCUUCUUUCAAAAUGCUAUGAUACAUAUGGUGGUUUCGAUUUACACAUUGAAACUAUGCAUCUGAUCUUAAGUGGUUGGCCAAACCGUUACAGUGUAGCCAGAUCAGAAGCUAAAGCUUAGACCAACCUGAAUAAAGGAAAAAUUGCAUCGCCUCGUUCAACAAUUCUAUAAAGCUUCUGAAACAGAACUUCUGGAGAAUGAACCAAUUCAUUCUCCAGUCCAGGUUGAAUUUCUGCUUUCUCCCAUUUUAGUUUAUGUAAAUGUUAAGUACUCAUCGACAAAACCGCUUGCUCUUCUUCAGGCAAUAUUGAAUUAACCUUAGUUUGCUUAAUGACUUUUUCACAGGGUAGCAAAGGCUUAGACACAUUCCACCACACUGGACGAAUUGUUAUUGGCCUUUGUGGAAUAACUUACUGUUCACUUCAAGCUUUCAUAACGUUCCAACUUGCCAAACUAGGACUCAGUACUUUCAAGCUGUUUAUCUUCCGCAUCGUCAUCUCGAUCCUUUUGUGUGUCAUUGGACUUGUGCACGUGACUAUGGAGGUGUGGCUUGCUGUUCGGUUUUUGAAAGAAAAUAAACCUUAUAGACCUUGGUAUUCCCACAGGGGUGACAAUGAGGCUUAUUUUCUAGACGCUUUUAGUGAUAUUAGCGAGUGGCUGACGUUUUUGCUAUUUGCAGCCUUCUCUUCGACAUAUUUCAUGGAGUUUUAUGAUUUGGGCCUUGAAAUGACAUGUUUCUUGCCAGGUUACGAAACUAAAGGAGCUCGUAUUAUCGAAAAGGCGAAGUACACUAUGGUAAAUCGCCAAGAGAUUGAAAGUUCCAACGAUGACUGA